AUGGCCGCGGCUCCAGAUGACGACUUCCCUCCGCUAGUUGCGCAAGAAGCUGUAGCGCCAUCCGAGCUCCCCAACCCGAAACCCGCUUGGGGAGCGCCCCGCGCAGUGUCCCUGCGUGAAUCCCUCCUCGAAUCCGCGGAAACGGAUCAAGGCGGGUCCGGGAGCUCCGCCGCUUUCUCUCACGGAGCCAAUGCGGUCUCGAGCGGAGCUGACGUGGCAUCAGGCGGGCAGAUACCCUCCGCGUCCGGCGCCGCCGCAUCCGGAGCGGUUCAGUGUCUUGUAGUGGACGCGAAUGUUCUUAUAUCGGGGACGGCCUCGUUACAGAAAUUUGCCAGCGAAGCGGAGAUUGUGACUGUACGCGAGGUGCUGGCGGAGGUUCGGGAUCGCACCGCGCGGCAGCAGCUGUCCGUUCUCCCCUUCGAUAUCAAAUGUCGAGAGCCCAGUGAUGAGGCGAUUAAGGAGGAUCAGAUUCCCUCCCCCCCCCCCCUUCUCCCCUCCCCACCGCCUCCCUGUAACCCCCUUCCCUCUCUCGCGAACUUCCCCUUCUCCCUUCCCGCUGCUUUGUCUCCGCCUCCCCCAGUACUUCGCUUCGCGCGCGCCACGGGUGACGUGGGCACUCUAUCCGCCGUCGAUUCCAAGCUGCUCGCGCUCGCAAUGACGGAGGAAAUUCGGUCUCACGGCCGCGCGAAUCUCCGCGCCGCCCCCGCCCGCCCGGUGUUUCAGAAGAGGACAAACGUCGCGAUGCGCCAGGCGCUGCCCGGGUGGGGCGCGGAAAACGUGGCGAAUCCGGAUGAGUGGGCGGGAAUUGACGCGGUAGCGGACGAUGGGGGGAGCGGGAAGGGGAAGCGGAAAGGGGUAGGUGGAUCGCGGAUUUUAGGGGUGAGGGUUUUGGGGGAGGGGGAUGAGAACGCGGAAGGUGAAGAAAAGGGGGAGGAGGCGGGGGAGACGGAGACUGGCGGGAACGGGGGCGCGGAGAGUGUGGAGGCGGAGCUUCAGCAGAUGAACCUGGGCGGAAAUAGGGAAGCAGGGGAAGGGGGGGAAGGAGCGAAAGAUGAGGCGCGGAAGGGUGGAGGCGGGGAAGCGGAGCAGGCGGGGGAAAUGCCCGGGUGGGAGACAGUUGGGGGGGGAAGGGGGAGAGGCGGGGGAAGAGGGAGAGGGGGACGCAGAUGGGCGCCUCGGGAAAUAAAGCCGGUCGUAGCUGAAGAGCGGUUCGAGGGAAAAUUAGUAGUGGCUGGAGUAGACGCCUCUAAGCGGGGAGAGCCAGCUGACGUGGCGGGUGGGCAUGCUGACUCAGCAGGACGAGCAGCAGGAGAGGAGGGAGAGGGAGAGGAGGGAGCGGGUGAGGAGGAGGACGAGGGGGAGUGGGAGGCGGCGAGGGGGAAGAGCGGGCGGCGGAGGUGGAAGCGCAGAGCAGGGAAGCGCGCUGCCAUGGAGGAGCUGGCGCGCAUUGCGCAGGAGCAGGCGCAGCGCGCAGCCGCGCUGGCGGGAGGGGCAGUAGCAGCAGGGGGUGAUGGUGGCGGGGAGGAGAGUAAGGGUGGGGAAGAGGAGAGAAAGGAUGGGGAGGAAGGGGGAAAAGUUGGGGAAGAGGAGGUGGUGGAGGAGCAAGGGCAAGGUGGGAAAGUGGGUGAGGAAGAAGGGGAAGGGGAGGAAGAGGAGGGAGGCGGAGAGGAGGAGGAUGGAGAGGAGGGAGAGGAAGAGGAGGGAGAGGAGGAGGGAGAGGAGGAAGGGAGUUUGGAUGGCGGCAGUGAAGCAGCGUCCACGUCAUCAUCAUCGUUAUCCGCGUCAGCAGUGGCCCUGAUGACGUCAGACUACGCCAUGCAGAACGUGGCACUGCAGAUGGGCCUGCGCCUCCUCUCCGCCCAAUCAGGGAUGCGCAUCGCCCAGGUGCACAGGUGGGUGCAGCGCUGCUCUGCCUGCUCUGCGGUAACGCCCGACAUGACGAGGGUCUUCUGUCCUGACUGCGGCAACGGCACCACACUCAACAAGGUGACAGUGACGGUGGGAGUGGAUGGCGUGGUGCAUGCAGGCGUGCGCAAGCGGCACAACAUUCGAGGCAGCAAGUUCUCCCUGCCCAUGCCCAAGGGAGGCAGGGCAGGAGCAGCCAAGGACCCUGUCUUGAGGGAAGACCAGCUGCUUCCCAAAAACGGACGACGGCGAUUCACCAAGAAGAAGGGCAAGCCCACUGACGUGCUGGCACCUGAUUUCGUGACGUUCUUUGAUGAGGUGGGCGAGGGGAAGGCGGGGGGAGGCGGCGCGGUGAACAGCCGAGCCGUGGUGGCUACGAUUGCGGCAGGCGGGGACACGAGGAGAAUGGCUGUUGCUCUGGGGUUGAAGGUUAACCCCAACAGGGUGAAGCGGGGAGGGAACAAGUGA
Closterium sp. NIES-65 is the source of this 2373-nucleotide messenger RNA. NCBI's taxonomy places the organism in Eukaryota, Viridiplantae, Streptophyta, Zygnematophyceae, Desmidiales, Closteriaceae. The record is from the annotation of a GenBank genome assembly.